Messenger RNA from Caenorhabditis angaria, 340 nucleotides. NCBI's taxonomy places the organism in Eukaryota, Metazoa, Nematoda, Chromadorea, Rhabditida, Rhabditidae. The record is from the annotation of a GenBank genome assembly.
AUGGCCAAAGCCGCAGUCGCCAAGAAAGCAACCCCAGUCAAGAAAGUCGGAAAGAAGGGAAAGGACCCAAAUGCACCAAAACGUGCCAUGUCCGCAUUCUUCUUCUGGAUGCAAGACAACCGUGAACGCAUAAAGAAGCCAGGAAUGGGAGUCGCUGAUGUUGCCAAAGCAGCUGGUGUUGAAUGGGGAAAACUCACCGACAAAUCCGUAAGUUGUCUCAAACACAUCUACCGUAGAUCUCAAUCUCAUAUUUAUAAUUUUUCAGAAAUGGGAGAAAAAAGCCGCCGAUGACAAGAAACGCUACGAAGCUGCCAUCGCUGCUUACAAGAAGAGUCUCUAA